Aspergillus pseudonomiae is the source of this 2407-nucleotide messenger RNA. Its product is annotated as terpene cyclase/mutase family protein. Gene Ontology annotation, molecular function: lanosterol synthase activity. The transcript has 4 exons. Gene Ontology annotation, cellular component: lipid droplet. Gene Ontology annotation, biological process: triterpenoid biosynthetic process; ergosterol biosynthetic process. The record is from RefSeq and is a predicted model, not a curated record. Bases 1 to 2256 code for a protein of 751 amino acids. NCBI's taxonomy places the organism in Eukaryota, Fungi, Ascomycota, Eurotiomycetes, Eurotiales, Aspergillaceae.
AUGGACAAGUAUUGCAAGCUAAAGAAUCUGGCACUGCCCACUUCCCCAACUUCCUCAAUUUACAACCUAAUUUACAGCCCUAGGUAUAGGCCAAUCGACAUGCCACCCACAUUGCCAGAGAAAACCGAUUACACACGAUGGCGACUAUUAAACGAGGACGGCCGACACACAUGGCACUACCUGGAAGACGGCGAGUCCGCGCGAAAAUGGCCCCAGACGUUAGCCGAUAAAUACUAUCUCGGUUUACCACUGGACCUUCCCAAUCUUCCACCGUCAACAUCCCCCUUGGAGGCAGUCCACAAUGGUCUGAAAUUCUUCUCUAACCUGCAACUCUCCGCUGGGAACUGGGGAUGUGAGUACGGCGGCCCCAUGUUCCUACUACCCUGCGUCGUCUUCGCGUGGACUGCAACCGCAACCCCGAUCCCCUGGUCUUACGCAACGGAGAUCAAAUAUUAUCUCUUUGCGCGAGCUGACCCAGUCGACGGAGGCUGGGGUCUGCACACCGAAGGCGAAAGCACCGUGUUCGGCACGAGCCUCAACUACACCGUCCUCCGCCUGCUCGGCGUCCCUGCCGACCACCAGGUGAUGAUUAAAGCCCGCACCCUGCUGCAUAAGCACGGCGGCGCCGUGUACGCGCCCCACUGGGCCAAGUUCUGGUUGGCGCUACUCGGCAUCGCGGACUGGGACAUUGUGAACCCCAUCCCGCCUGAAACGUGGCUCUUGCCGGACUGGGUGCCUGUCGCACCGUGGCGGUGGUGGAUACAUAUGCGGCAAGUGUUCCUGCCAAUGUCCUUUAUUUGGUCGAGACGGUGGACGAUGCCUGAGACGGAGGUGAUUCGGUCGUUGCGGAACGAGUUGUUUACUCAGGAUUGGGAGAGCAUUGACUGGAGAGGGAACCGAAACUCCAUUGCCGAGAUUGACAACCAUCAUCCGAAGACUUGGGUGCUCGGCUCUGUGAACUGGUGGUUGAGCGAGGUGUGGAUGCCGUUUUUGAGGCCGCGGUUCGUGGCUACCUGGGCUGAGGACUGGGUGAGCAAGCUGGUGGAUAUGGAGGAUGAGAACUCCGACUAUGCUGAUUUGGCAUCUGUGAACGGGCCAUUGAAUAUGGUGGUUUGUUUCAUACGGGAUGGGGGUGAUGCGUAUUCCGUCAGGAGACACCGGGAGCGGCUGGAGGAUUUUCUAUGGGUUAAUAAGGAGGGCAUGCUAGUGAAUGGGACGAAUGGGGUGCAGUGCUGGGAUACGGCAUUUUUGGUGCAAGCGGUUCAUGCCGCUGGUUUGACGGAGAGUGAGGAGUGGAGGCCUAUGUUGGUGCGGGCGUUGGAGUUCCUGGAUCGCCAGCAGAUCAGGGAGAACUGUAAGGAUCAGGAGGUGUGCUAUCGCCAUCCGCGGAAGGGGGCUUGGGGGUUCAGUAAUAAGGACCAAGGGUAUGCUGUGUGCGAUUGUAUCUCGGAAGCCUUGAAGUCGGUGAUUCUGCUCCAGAAGACCCCGGGAUACCCGCAGUUGCUUGAUGAUCGGAGGAUCUUUGAUGCCGUUGAUACGUUGCUCACGUAUCAGAAUCCCUCUGGCGGAUGCUCAUCUUAUGAACAGACUAGAGGUGGGGAGUAUAUGGAGAUGUUCAAUGCUGCGGAGGUGUUUGGACGGAUCAUGGUUGAAUAUGAUUACCCUGAGUGUACGACUGCGGUGGUCACAGCAUUGACAUUGUUUAAGAAACACUGGCCGGAUUACCGAUCGAAGGAAAUCGAGGUCUUCAUCCAGCGUGCGCUGGGAUAUAUCAAGAAAGCCCAGUUCCCUGACGGCAGUUGGUACGGAAGCUGGGCUGUCUGCUUCACGUACGGCACCAUGUUCGCUUUGGAAAGUCUGGCAUCAGUGGGAGAAACAUAUCAAAAUAGCGAGUGCGUCAGGAAGGCAUGCCACUUUCUACUAUCUAAACAGAGAGAGGACGGUGGAUGGUCUGAAAGCUGCGAGGGCUGUCGACAGAUCAAGUACAUCGAGCAUCCAAGCGGCUCUCAAGUUGUGCAAACGGCAUAUGCGGUCAUCGGCUUGCUCUCUGCUGAGUAUCCGGACAUCAAACCUAUUGAAAAAGCUAUUCGAUUGAUAAUGGCGAGACAACAGCCCAAUGGCGAGUGGCUGCAGGAAGCCAUUGAGGGUAUGUUCAAUAAGACAUGUGCCAUCUCCUAUCCUAAUUAUAAGUUCACGUUCACGAUGCUGGCGUUGGGGAAGUUCGCUCGGACGUAUCCUGACUACAGAAUUACUUGAUUCUUGAUGCUAUGUUAUACUAUUUGUAUUUAUCUGGCACAAUUACGAGGCCAUGAGCCAUUAUACUUAAUUCGCAGGGUGUACAUUCUCUCACUCCGAUCAGACAGAUUGUAUAACAGAAUAUGCAUAUACCACAUGAACACAAAUGAGC